AUGGCUGGGCCGAACAGAUUGAGUCUUGUCGAGGUCACAUUUUGUGACACGGGACUUAGUGAAAUUGCAUCAAAUUGGUGGGAGUGGAGGCUGUGUUGGGAGUGCUGUGGCCUGUUCAGGGUGUCAUUCGAGAGCAGCAAGCGAUACUGGUUUCAUCUUCCGUCAUGUUUGAAGCCUUUUGAAGGCUGCGUUAUACUUGUUUCCAUUAUUCUACCCUUAUCUGUAUCCUCCACCGCCACCACCACCAGCACCACCAAGUACCUAAUUAUUUGUGUCAAAGGGCUUCCGUUUUUUUGUUUGUUUUCCAAAUCUAUGACAUUCACGUUACUUUUACUGGUGGUGCACAAUCCUUGGUUGAAGACAAAAGCGAGCAUUGAAAAGUCGAAGAAAAAGAAAACUGCUCCAGAUGUCUUUGACAAGGAUGAGGUCAUGUCCGAUGGUGACAAGACAGAUGGCGGUUAUCUGAAGUUGUCUAAAUGUGGAGUUGCCACUUCUGAUCUUGUUGACCCUCUUCUUAAGGAGACAUAUAAGAAGUUGACCAAGCUGCCUAGGCAAGUUAUCAAUAAUGGCUUGAAAUUUAUAUCAUGGAAGGACAACAACGACCAAGAAGAUGAUGAUGGAAAUGGGAUGAUCCUCUUCUCUAGCAUUGGAGGCGUCUACCCCGAUAUCAAUCUGAAGUACAUCAAAGGAUUGGUUAUGUUUGAGAAGGACUAUAUGUCCAAUAUUGUCAACCUUUCUCGCAUCGAUCCGUCACUUCUCAUCGCCAAGUAG
Molecule: messenger RNA, 771 nt
Organism: Laccaria bicolor S238N-H82
Lineage: Eukaryota; Fungi; Basidiomycota; Agaricomycetes; Agaricales; Hydnangiaceae
Exons: 6
Coding region: 1-771 (256 amino acids)
Source: RefSeq, a predicted model, not a curated record